Closterium sp. Yama58-4 is the source of this 548-nucleotide messenger RNA. The record is from the annotation of a GenBank genome assembly. NCBI's taxonomy places the organism in Eukaryota, Viridiplantae, Streptophyta, Zygnematophyceae, Desmidiales, Closteriaceae.
AGGGCUGCUUGCCCCUGUCCGCAUGGCAGUGUCUGGAUGUGACAGGCGGUGUGCUGCGGGGGCUGAAGCACAUCCAGAGCCAUGGGGUCGUGCAUGGCCGCAUACACCCUCGCAACAUCCUGCUUGACACCGCCCUGCAGCCUGUCUUGGCUGGUUGCAUGGCCGUGAAAAUGGGCGACCCCCUCCCAUCCAUUCCAACAGCAACAGCACCAUCACCAGCGCCAGCGCCAUCAGCAGGGAGGGUGACGCGGCCACCUGCCAACCAUGCAUACAUGGACCCAAUCCUGCAUGCCUCUGCUCGCACCACGCCCUCCACCGAUGUCUUCAGCAUUGGUGUGGUGAUGCUGCAGCUCAUCACUGGACGCCCCGCCCUCAUACCAAAAGCUGCUGGCAACGACUGGCAAGACAACAACCCUGACGCCGAGGGUGGUGGUAGUAGCAGCAACAGCAGCAACAGCAUCGGCACAAAUAGUUACAACAGCAGCAACAGCAUGAGCAGCGGCUUUAGUGGCAGCGGCAGCAGAAGCGCAGUGCACAUUCGGGACUGG